AUGUUCGGACAUCGUAUUUCCAAGACGUGCAUAUAUGCCACCGCCAUUGCCUUGGUUCACAUCUAUUGUGUGCAGCACCAGGGUAUCUUUGCAAAAGAGAAUUGUAAUAACAGUACAUCAUCCACAUGGAAUAUAUAUAGACUGAUUGAUCGGCUCCAAUGGAAGUCUUUUGCAACUAUUCAAGACAAAGACGAGGAGGCAGUAUUCCCUCACCCUGUAAAGCAACAAGUAUAUAACGUAAAUAGGAUAAACAGUAGCCGUGUGAUGGAGAGCAUUCACAGUUUAAUGUUUCCGGAAGUAAACAUCAUUAUGGCAGUCAACGACAGCUCAACAUUGGAAGUGGUGGCCGAGGUGAUUAUUAUUUAG
Messenger RNA from Haliotis rufescens (red abalone), 366 nucleotides. RefSeq lists its product as uncharacterized. NCBI's taxonomy places the organism in Eukaryota, Metazoa, Mollusca, Gastropoda, Lepetellida, Haliotidae. The transcript is spliced from 4 exons. The record is from RefSeq and is a predicted model, not a curated record. The coding region runs from base 1 to 366 and encodes 121 amino acids.